AUGCCGACACUCAGAAAUUCGGGAGUCUCGAAAAAGACGUCAAAGGCGUGUAAUCGGUGUCGGGCCUUGAAAGUGAAAUGCUCCGGUACGCAGCCGUGCGAGCGAUGUGCUCGAAGCUCGAAACAUCAAUGUGUUUUCGCCAUUGAAGAGAAGCGAGUCGCUGUUCCUGAACGUUAUCUUCGUGAAUUAGAGCGCCGAAGUACCAUUGUCAAUACUAAAAAUGUUCCCACUUCUGGCGCAGAUGGACGGCAGAGUCAGACAGAGAGUCUCUCGCCAACUCAUGGUCCAACUGAUUCCACAGGACGCAGGAAUGUUGGCGAGACUGCAUUGAAUAACGCUCAAGAUUCUGCUGUAACCGAACCUGGAUUUCGACAAAACCCUUUGGUCGACUAUGAUCUCACCUUUCCCAAGGCAGCUGGUCGUUACUGGUACAUGGGACCUUCAUCGUCGUGGUCAUUCUGUCGACGAGUCUUUGCCUUGAUCAGACAGAGGAUCCACGAGGCCGAUUGCCCACCAGUCCCGUGGAAUUUUGACGGCACCGCCUUUCAUAUGGACUGGGCUUCUCUGCCGCGGGAUAAAUGUCCAGAUGUCUCGAAUCUGCCCCCUCUUGAUUACGCUCUUUUUCUAUACAACACGGCCAAGUUCUAUUUGGGCGGCAACCUCAUGUGUCUUAUUGACGAAAGCAAUUUUCUUCGACAGCUCAAUGAACUCUAUGCGGACCCUCAAUUAAAAGCCAGACAGUGUCGCUACUGGUAUGCUACAUAUCUUUUGAUAAUAGCUUUCGGAAAGGCUUUUGCAUGCACGCGGGGGCACCAUGGCCCGUCUGGCUAUCAGUAUGCGCAAAGAGCCAUGGGGCUUCUACCAAGCAUAUCCAUCCUGCCAGCGGAUACGAUUGAAGGGAUUCAAUUACUCGCACUGGCAGCCAUAUACCUUCAGUCCCUAGACAUGAGGGUUGGCGCGUUCCAAGUGAUUGGGCAGGCGCUGAGGCUCUGUCUCGUAGAAGGUAUGCAUCGCGAAAUGCGCGAAGAAGUAGAACGUGAGCAUUCCCAGCGAUGUAGCGCGGUGUUUUGGACCGUGUACGUGCUGGAAAGAGAGUUCUCUGCCUUGUUUGGUGCGCCCAGUUCCAUCCGUGACGAGGAUAUUACAGCAAAACUACCAGCCGAGGCGGAAAAUGCUGCAGACCCUUCCAUGUUGAAGCUCCACGUGCAGCUUUCUCGCCUCAGAGCACAGAUAAUGGAUACCGUGUACAGUGUUGAGCCGGCCGCUGCAGACUCCCUGGUGAGUAAUGUCCAGAAAAUACUCCGAAAUCUAGCGAUCAUGCUCGAGGAUAUGCGGGUAGACAGCCGUCUUCAUGGACCCAACAGCCUUGCAUCGAGAAAAGCGUUGAGGUUAAUAUUGGGACACCACCAUUGUGUUGUGCUGUCAACCCGACCGCUGGUCAUGUGCGCUCUGAAUCUGUGUCUUGACCGCCGACAAAGGCAAAUCACGGAAGCAAUCUCUCUAUCUCCAGCAGUCACGUCUCUUCUCCAAGCAUGUCUUGAUUCAGCUCAAACCACAUUGCGCACACUAAGGUUGCUUGCCGAAGAGGAGCUACUAGAAGGAUUUCUCCCUUUCCAGGUCGAAGAUGCCUUUUCUUCUGCCUUCAUCUUGCAGCUAAUUUCAUUCGUGGCUCCCGACUUGAUCUUGGACGAAGGUUGGAAUGUCAAUGCACAGAUUGCGUUUGACCACAUGGUGGCCAGGGGGAGCAUACUGGCACCCUUGCGUCUGGAGGAACUCCGGCAGCUGGAACGAACUCUGUCUUCACUAAAGCCAGGAGCUCAAUCCGAGAAGACUACGGAACAUGGAAAUGAAGUUGACACACAGUUGGGUGAUGAUGGCCAUGGGCUGCACGAGCCUGGUUGGGAUUUGUUCUUCAUGGACUGCUUGGGUACACUGUCAUCACAAGACAUGAUGGGUUUGGCUGAUCAGCUUGAUUCAGAGACUGAAUUCGCGGCAUUGAUAUGA
Molecule: messenger RNA, 2004 nt
Organism: Pestalotiopsis fici W106-1
Lineage: Eukaryota; Fungi; Ascomycota; Sordariomycetes; Amphisphaeriales; Sporocadaceae
Exons: 5
Coding region: 1-2004 (667 amino acids)
Biological process (GO): DNA-templated transcription; positive regulation of transcription by RNA polymerase II
Cellular component (GO): nucleus
Molecular function (GO): DNA-binding transcription factor activity, RNA polymerase II-specific; zinc ion binding; sequence-specific DNA binding
Source: RefSeq, a predicted model, not a curated record